CUCUCUCUCUCUCUCUCUCUCAAACACACACACACACACACACACACACACACACGCGCGGACGCGGACGCACGCAAACGCGCAUCACUAUUUGGAACGGGGGAGCGAACUAAGGAUCAACCGCCACGAGGGUCCACCUCUUCUUCUUCAUUUCACUUGGCUCAUUCAUUUUAUUUGAGCAGAAAAUAAACAUCGCAGCUGAAAAAGGACACGAAUAACAAAUAAAAAGAAGAAGAAAAAGAAAUCAACUUUGGAUAAUAACAUUUCCGCAAAUGCUCUUUUUGUGGUCGUAUUGUUUUUGAAGUGACACUGGACUUUUUUGCACCCCCUCGACUGCAGGGAGUUACUUGUCCACGUGUUUUGGAUGUUGACACCUCGCUCCUUUUCGUUAUCUCUCUAUUUGUACAGAGGAAGCGAUAGAGCCGAGCGCAGAGGCACCUGCGCGCCCAUAGAUUUAUAGUUGGCUUUUUCUGUGUUUAUUUGUAUCUUUUUUUUACGGAUCGACGGAGAAGCAGCAGAGGACUGUAAGAUUGACAGGGAGAGAAAAAGUCCGCGUUCAUGUUUGGGAUUCAGGAGAGCAUCCAGAGGAGCGGGAGUAGCAUGAAGGAGGAACCGAUCGGCGGUAUGAACGCGGUGCGCUCUUGGAUGCAGGGAGCCGGUCUACUGGACGCCACCACCGCCGCACAGAGUGGUGUAGGUUUGGCCCGAGCUCACUUUGAGAAGCAGCCUCCUUCAAAUCUGCGCAAAUCCAACUUCUUCCACUUUGUGCUGGCUCUGUAUGACAGACAGGGGCAGCCCGUGGAGAUUGAGCGCACUUCUUUCGUUGGAUUUGUCGAAAAAGAAAAGGAACCGACCGGUGAAAAGACAAACAAUGGCAUUCAUUACAAAUUGCAGCUUCUCUACAGUAACGGUAUAAGGACAGAACAAGACUUCUAUGUACGAUUGAUUGACUCCAUGACAAAACAGCCUAUUAUUUAUGAAGGUCAAGACAAGAAUCCAGAGAUGUGCCGGGUGCUGUUGACACAUGAGAUCAUGUGCAGCCGCUGCUGUGACAAGAAGAGUUGUGGCAACCGCAACGAGACGCCUUCUGAUCCCGUCAUCAUAGACAGAUUUUUCCUAAAGUUCUUCCUGAAGUGCAACCAGAACUGUCUAAAGAAUGCAGGGAACCCAAGAGACAUGCGACGCUUCCAGGUGGUGGUAUCUACGACGGUCAGCGUGGAUGGUCAUGUUCUGGCGGUCUCUGAUAACAUGUUUGUACACAACAACUCUAAACAUGGCCGCAGGGCUCGCAGACUCGAUCCCUCAGAGGGAACCCCCUCAUACUUGGAACAUGCCACACCCUGCAUUAAAGCCAUCAGUCCCAGUGAGGGCUGGACCACCGGAGGGGCCACUGUUAUUAUCAUCGGGGACAACUUCUUUGAUGGGUUGCAGGUCAUAUUUGGUACCAUGCUGGUCUGGAGCGAGCUUAUCACACCCCAUGCCAUUCGGGUACAGACUCCCCCCAGGCACAUCCCUGGGGUGGUAGAAGUCACUCUAUCCUAUAAAUCCAAACAGUUCUGUAAGGGAACACCAGGCAGAUUCAUCUACACAGCACUGAAUGAGCCCACCAUUGACUAUGGCUUCCAGCGGUUACAGAAAGUCAUCCCCAGACAUCCAGGUGAUCCUGAACGCUUGCCAAAGGAAGUGAUUCUCAAGAGAGCAGCAGACCUUGUAGAAGCCCUGUAUGGGAUGCCUCACAAUAAUCAGGAAAUCAUUCUGAAGAGAGCGGCUGACAUAGCUGAGGCACUCUACAACGUACCACGCACCCAUAACCAGCUCUCCGGUCUGGCAAACAGCUCUGUGCACACUGGCAUGAUGGGUGUCAACUCAUUCCAUGGCCAGCUUGCUGUCAACGUCUCUGAAUCCACACAGGGAGCCAAUCAGGGUUUCAGUCGGAACACAAGUAGUGUGUCUCCUCAUGGUUAUGUGCCCAGCACAACGCCCCAGCAGAGCAGCUACAGUACUGUGAGCACAAGUAUGAAUGGAUAUGGUAACAGUGGCAUGACCACGCUAGGCGGAUCACCCAACUUCCUAAAUGGCUCAGCCGCCAAUUCCCCUUAUGCCAUCGUGCCCUCCAGUCCCACUAUGGCCUCCUCCACCAGCCUACCCUCCAACUGUAGCAGCUCCUCAGGCAUAUUCUCUUUCUCGCCGGCCAACAUGGUGUCAGCUGUUAAACAGAAGAGUGCUUUUGCCCCAGUGGUGCGUCCCCAGGCAUCACCACCUCCCACCUGCACCAGUGCCAACGGCAAUGGUCUCCAAGUAGAUCAGUCUUUUGUGGACUCUAGCAAGUAUUCCACAGCCAGCUCCCUGCAGGGACUGGCCUUCUCCUGAACGAUCAGUGGAAUGAUCGUUCCUCCAAUGUAGUGGCUCCUGGGCUGCUGAUGAGACACGUUUUAUAUCAGCUCAUGCUCUAAACCCCAUCAGCCUGGACCCUGAAGCUCUGCCUGUCUCCAUGAGGACAAGGGGGAAAAGAAAACAAGAUAAACCCCAACUUUGAAAACUCAGGCCUUUUUACAAGGAAUUUGAAAUGAAGGGAAUAGUGUGGGGUGUUGGUUUGAUUUUUUUUCUAAAUUCAUUUUUAAAGUCAAAGUCGUUUUGAAGCGAACAUUAUAUGCAUUUUAUACAGACUGUACCAUACACACAGACACACAUAUACACACACACACACGACACUAUGAAAGCAGCUUCAUCUGUAACGUUCCUGUUGUAUAGCAGUGAGGGGAAAAUUGAGGUUCUGUUUAACAAGUGAAUUUAUGUUUUAUGUUUUUGAGAUGUUUAAGAAAUUUAUAAUACUGGACAACUGUGUAAACAGGUGUUUUUCUGUACAAACUAAAUGAAAAUGAACUCUUUAUCAUGGCGCUAGUCCAUGGCCAAAAAACGAUGUUUGCCAUACAUGUUGCUUUUUGAUUUUUUUUUUGUUAUGUUUUAACCGCCAUAUUCGUAAUCUUUUGUAUUGCUUGUCCAGGUACAUUGGAUUGAUCAUCUGUUUUUAUGGACAGGAGAGCAAUUUAAAAUGCAUUCACAAGCCUUCUUGCCCACUGUGAAGAGCCCAGACCCACAUCCUGCUCCCAGGGAGGAGUUCCUCAGGAGUAGAGAUUUUGUUUUGAAAUGAAUCCAUAUUUAUAUUUGUUGAAAAAUAAUUUGCUGCUCAUCAGUGCCAGAAUCUGUAGUGAGGAAAAUACACUAUGAGUUGCUAUGCUGUGUUAGCUUUGAAAAUCUUUUUCCAUGUCCUAAGGGAUGUUUGUUUGAGGCACCAUAAUGAAGUCAUAAGAAACUUGCCAAUAUAUUUGAAUUUGAAUGUUUACUGGUUUAGUUCAAAUGAAAAAGAACAAAUACCACAAGCUUGUGAUUAUUACAUUUUGUCCAUGUGUCAUCUGUGCUGUGAAGGAUCAAAUGAAGAUGAGGAAGACGUCCGUUCUGGCUGCUAAAACAACCAUGAAGAAAAUGAACAGAGGAUGUUACUGAUCAGUCUGGCACUCUAAUGGCCUGCUCUUUAAAAAGUGUUCAAACCUUCAAAAAUUUAAUCAGUGCUCUCUGCUAGUCAACUCUUUUGUAUAUAUACUUUUUUUAAAUGGUUACCUAUAUUUAUAUAUUGAAACAUCUUCGGGCAGCUUUUCAGUUCAGCCUCCACAGUGAUCUGUAUUCUAAUCUGAUCUUACUAAAUCAACCCUCUCACUGACUGUAGUAAGGAAAGAACAACAGGAACAGGAAGCAACAUAAGUCAGCAAAUUACAAACAGAUUCUCUAAAAUGUUCAUAUACAGGCUGUAUGUAAAGUUUGUACAUUGCUUUUUCUCCCCUCAUUUCAUUCGACUGUGUAAGUUUAUCUGUGAUCAUGUGCCGUUGUACUUGCCACCUUCGUUUGUCUUUUUGUUUGUUUGUUUGUUUGUUUGUUUGUUUGUUUGUUUUAAUGUACAUCAUGGAUUGUUUGUGUUUACUUUUCAUGUUUGCCAUGCUCUCAUUUUUUAGUUACAUUCAUGAAAAAAAAUCCAUUGUCUAUUUUUGUAUAAUUUGUAAGUUAAGAAUUUGUUUCAUUUUUGGAUUUUUUUUUAAAGUAUGGAAAAAAGUAGCAUCUUAUUCUGAUAGCAUUUAGUAGUGUAGAUUUUUAAAAAUAUAUAUAUAUGAUGAAUAUAUAAAUCUAUAACUUUUUUUCUCGUUGAGGCUUACAGAAGUUGAUACUGUUAAACUAAUAAUAUGCAUGGGCUCUUCUCUCCUGAGAGUGACAGUUCCAUUUUGUGUGUUGAAACCGGAGGGGAUUUUUUUUUUUUUUUUUUUUUUUUUUUUUUUUAUUAAAUAUGAAAAUACUUUCUUUCUCUUUUGGGGUUUACUUUCCUAUGCUUCUCUAUUCUUUUUAUUUGACAAUUAUUUAUGCCUGCUUGUAUAUCUGUAUAUUUCUGUCUUAAUCUUUUCACUUUACCAGUACCAGCAGUUUAGAUGCCUUAACAAUGCAAGCUAAUAAGCAUACAAUCACUUGCACAGUCCCAUCGCCACCAUUCAACAACGCCAUCAACUUACAUAUGGGACAGUUUUAUCACAUCGAAAAAAGCACAAAUUGGGCAGUUUUACAUAAAUACUGUUAAUAAGACCCCGCUAGUCAAAGCAGGGAAAGGUUAAAUUUAGGGUUUGAGGGGAAUUAUUUUAUUUUUAAAUUUUUUGUAUUGGUUUGGAUUAUGAAGGAUAAUGUGGAAGCUGAUGUUGUGUAUGAAGAGACUGUAUGAUUCAUAUUUAAUGUGUGUAGCUAUGUAUUUUGGAAGGGGAAAUGGGAGCACUUUAUUAUUAAUUUAAAACAAAAACUGCCUUUUUUAAUUUUGUUUGUGUUUUAUUUAGUGUGUGAGUGGGGGAAACCCUAAAAAAAGCCAUAGCGUUUAAGCCAGGAGUUCACAUUUAGCUCACAGAGUGCCGAUCUGAUGGUGUAACUCUGCAGAUGGUAGCACACUUUACUCUGUGUGUGUGCGUAUGUAUGUAUGUGUGUUUGUGAUGUCUUUGUGCUGCAGUAAGUAGCACUGACAUAUUUCUCCCUCUGGAGUGAGAGGUCUGAAUGUCAGAGCACAACAUGUUGCGUCUCAGGCUCUUGCACUAACUGUUUGCGUCGACAUUAACACACUUUCUUCUGCCAGCCAAAUUGCCUGUUGGAACUAUAUUGCCAACAGAGCCUCGAGUGUUUAGGCUUUAAUGUGCAUGGCCCUUUGUGAGCAGAAUAAAGUGCUUCUUUCCGUAGUGUGUUACCAUCAAACAUAGAAUACGGCUUUUCCUGAACCAAUGUUGAGUCCGUCCGUCCGUCCCCCCCCCCCCCCCCGUCUCUCUUUAUUAUAUCUCUCUCACUCUGUGUGUGUGUGUGUGUGUGUGUGUGUGUGUGCUUGUGUGUACUUUAUGACAGAAGCCACUGAUGACAGAGCAGCAUUUGGGCACUUCUUUCACAUUCUGACAGUUUCUGAGUGGAAACAAACCUUUCCUUUUAUAUAAAUUAGAAAUCUGUGGCUGUCCUGCAAUGGUCUCUUUACUCUCUGUACGUACAGUACAUGUUUCCAUUUUAAUGAUCAGGAUGCACAGCUGAUGAAGCAACAAGCAUUUGAUAUAACACAAUACUCAAACCAAAAAAAAGCUGGUCCCCAUUUUUUUUCCUUUCCUCUACUCUUUUGUUUUUGCUCGGUUUUUUUUUGUUUGUUUGUUUGUUUGUUUGUUUGUUUGUUUUUAUGUUUUUUUUUUUUUUUGUCAUGUCUUUGAAUGGAUCCACACUGAGCAGUUCUGUUGACAAAAACUACUGUAUAGAUUGUUAUCAUUUUUUUGGAUGAAGGCUGUAAAAUAACUUUUAAAAUUAACAAUAUUAAAUUAAAGUUACUUCUUGUCUGUGA
Molecule: messenger RNA, 5890 nt
Organism: Tachysurus vachellii
Lineage: Eukaryota; Metazoa; Chordata; Actinopteri; Siluriformes; Bagridae
Gene: ebf1a
Product: EBF transcription factor 1a
Exons: 17
Coding region: 559-2370 (603 amino acids)
Biological process (GO): regulation of transcription by RNA polymerase II
Molecular function (GO): RNA polymerase II cis-regulatory region sequence-specific DNA binding; DNA-binding transcription factor activity, RNA polymerase II-specific
Source: RefSeq, a predicted model, not a curated record